ACAUCUCUGAUUCAACAAGAUGGGGAAGCUGCUGUCGAAAAUUUUCGGCAACAAGGAAAUGCGAAUCCUGAUGCUCGGGCUGGAUGCUGCCGGGAAAACAACUAUACUGUAUAAGCUAAAGUUAGGUCAAUCGGUAACCACAAUUCCAACGGUCGGCUUCAACGUAGAAACCGUAACGUACAAGAACGUCAAAUUUAACGUGUGGGACGUUGGUGGGCAGGAUAAAAUACGACCACUAUGGAGGCACUACUACACGGGUACGCAAGGAUUAAUUUUUGUAGUGGAUUGUGCGGAUCGCGAUCGGAUAGAUGAAGCGCGACAGGAGCUGCACCGGAUAAUAAACGAUCGUGAAAUGCGGGAUGCGAUCAUACUGAUAUUCGCCAACAAGCAAGACCUGCCAGAAGCAAUGAAACCUCACGAAAUUCAGGAAAAGCUUGGCUUGACGCGAAUACGCGACCGGAACUGGUACGUGCAGCCUUCCUGUGCCACCACCGGCGACGGUCUGUACGAGGGACUGACGUGGCUAACGUCCAACCACAAAUUAUGAGAAUAAUUGUAAGCAUC
This is a messenger RNA of Anopheles maculipalpis, 564 nucleotides long. RefSeq names its product ADP-ribosylation factor 6 (gene Arf51F). Gene Ontology annotation, cellular component: cytoplasm. Gene Ontology annotation, molecular function: GTP binding; GTPase activity. Bases 20 to 547 code for a protein of 175 amino acids. The transcript has 4 exons. The record is from RefSeq and is a predicted model, not a curated record. Gene Ontology annotation, biological process: intracellular protein transport; vesicle-mediated transport. Lineage: Eukaryota; Metazoa; Arthropoda; Insecta; Diptera; Culicidae.